AUGGUGACCUCUUUUCUCGAAUACCUCACUACCAAUGAUCGUAAUAGCUGCGGUUACUGUAAAAAUGAGCAAGGAGAGAGAACUCCAGACAGUUCGAACAGUUACACUCUUACAGGCGGUGCAUGGGCUCACAAUAUGAAUGCAAAGGACUAUGGAAGGCUUUUGGAUAUGGGCUGGAGAAGAUCAGGACGAUAUCUGUACAAACCAAACAAUCGUCUGACUUGCUGCCCUCAGUUUACGAUCCGACUGGAUGUCACGAAAUUCAAGAUGUCGCGGAGUCAAAAGCGAGCAAUGCGUCAGAUGAAUGAGUUUUUGGCUACUGGAAAACGACCAGUCUGUGGAAUAAAAGAGGAAGAUUCUGUUGAAAAGAACCAAAAAAAAUCGAGCCUGACUUCUGCCGAAACCACUUCCACGUCACACCAGGAGCCUCCUUCGAAGAAAAUGAAAGACUCUGAUAGGCCGGUACUUACAAAAAAAGAGAUUCUAAACAAGAGAUUCUUAGAAAAGUGUCAGCAAAGAAACUUGGAUCCGGAAGAGGUUCGAGCUGAGCGUAAGGCUAAAGAUGCUGCACGACAGAGAACUAUCCAAUCCUACAUUGACGAAGCUCGUCCAGAUUGGAAGCACAAACUGGAAAUCAAGAUCAUACCGGUAGAUAGCAGAGAAUUUGAUGAAAGAAGCAACGAAUCUUUCGAUCUCUAUAAAAGGUAUCAAACGACUAUUCACAACGACCAUCAUUGCCGAUUCGCUGGAUUUAGAAAAUUUUUGUGUGAUUCACCAUUGAGCAUCGAGAAACGUGAUGGAGUAGAAUUAGGAUCGUUCCAUAUGUGGUUCCUGCUUGAUGAAAAAAUUAUCGCGGUUUCCGUUCUGGAUGUCCUUCCUCAGUGUGUUUCUGCAAAGUACAUGUUUUAUGACCCAGAUUAUUCUUUUCUUUCUCUUGGUACCUAUACAGCUUUGAGAGAAAUUGAUGUCACGAAGCGAUUCCAACAAAUAUGUCCUUCCCUGAGGUACUAUUAUAUGGGCUACUACAUUCACUCGUGUCCCAAAAUGCGAUACAAGGCUAAAUUUCGCCCUAGCGAUUUGCUCUGCGAGAAAUCCAAGACAUGGCUCACAUUUGAUGCAUGCAAAGAGCUUCUGGAUAAGUCUACCAAUAGCAAUGGAUUCACAGAGUUCCGACCAGAAGAACCUCAACAGAUUCCACUAGCUGUUGAUGAUAUCCUCGUAUAUUCAAAAAGAGAGAUCCUCACGUUCGCCCAGGCUCUUAUCCGUUUUCCAGAAAUUGCGGACAACAACGAAUUUCUACAAAAAGUUCGCGAACUGACUAUUCUUGUAGGCCCUGACUUGAGCGAAGCUGUAUACUUUUUCAGCGAGUUUAACUCCUAA
Molecule: messenger RNA, 1380 nt
Organism: Caenorhabditis briggsae
Lineage: Eukaryota; Metazoa; Nematoda; Chromadorea; Rhabditida; Rhabditidae
Exons: 7
Coding region: 1-1380 (459 amino acids)
Biological process (GO): protein arginylation
Cellular component (GO): cytoplasm
Molecular function (GO): arginyl-tRNA--protein transferase activity
Source: RefSeq, a predicted model, not a curated record